This is a messenger RNA of Pistacia vera, 1208 nucleotides long. RefSeq lists its product as uncharacterized. The record is from RefSeq and is a predicted model, not a curated record. The transcript is spliced from 5 exons. Gene Ontology annotation, molecular function: small ribosomal subunit rRNA binding; structural constituent of ribosome. Lineage: Eukaryota; Viridiplantae; Streptophyta; Magnoliopsida; Sapindales; Anacardiaceae. Gene Ontology annotation, biological process: translation. Gene Ontology annotation, cellular component: cytosolic small ribosomal subunit; ribosome. The coding region runs from base 109 to 1020 and encodes 303 amino acids.
CAGUAGAUUUCUAUAUAUCCAUUCAACGGACUUAAACCUCCUUUCUCCCCUAGUACUCCUCUUACGGAUAUCGUUUCUGAAGCAUUUCCCAUUUUCUCUUUAAAGAAAAUGGACUCACUCCUGCACACAACCUCUGCAACUUCUCUAGCUUCUAAACUCCUAAAACUGAGUGUUCAUAAACAAAGCAACUCAUUCUUGACGUUCGCAAGAAAAUCAGUUAUAGUAAGCGCCAAAAAGAGCAGCAAGAAGAAUACCAACAAGGAAGACACUCACAGCUUCUUUGACAAACCGGAAGAGGAUUCUCUUUUCUUCCCUGAAGCUGUCCUCCUCAAAGAGAAGAAAGUUCAGGAAGAUGGUAGAGUUCUUCCUGAGUUUGCUGAUGCUGAAGAGGAAGAGCUCUAUGAAUUUCUUAACCUCCAGUUGCAAAGUGAAGUGUCUGUGGAUAGAAUGCGCCACUAUGAAGUGGUUUAUUUAAUUCAUGAGAAGCAUGCAGAAGAGGUUGGAAGUGUCAAUGAGAAAGUUCAAGAUUUUUUAAGGGAGAAGAAAGGCAAGUUAUGGAGAUUUAACGACUGGGGUCUUCGAAGACUGGCAUACAAGAUACAGAAAGCCAAGAAUGCCCACUACAUCUUGAUGAACUUUGAGUUAGAAGCCAAAUAUAUUAAUGAGUUUAAGACCAUGCUAGACAAAGAUGAAAGAGUCAUUCGACACCUUGUGAUAAAGAGGGACAACGCAAUCACUGAGGAUUGCCCUCCUCCCCCUGAGUUCCACACUUUGCGUGCAGAUACGCAAGGUUAUGACGAUGAUGAUGAGGACUCAGAUUAUGACGAUGCCUAUGAUGAUGAAGAUGAAGAUGACACUUGGGAUGGUGAAGGUGAAGAGAUGGAUGGCUAUGACGAUGUUGAAGAUGGUGUUGUUAUUGUCAACGUAGAUGAUGAUAAUAAAAAACAAAAGAACAAUAAAUCACCUAAUGCAAUUGCCCUAGGAGGAAGAAAUCUUAGCGCCGAGAAAGUAAGUAGAUAGUAGAUUAUCGACAUUUUCGUUUCUGGCUUCAUAAUAGUAUCGACUGUCGAUGAAUGCUCAUAGUUUGUUGCUAUGUAUAAGCUUGUAUGAGAAUUAAAUUAUGACAGUUGAAUUUAUGCAUAUUGAUCUUCUUAAUGUACCACUUCAAUUGAAUCAGUUCUUUUCCGAGGAAAAUGAUCGUGUUAUUU